Molecule: messenger RNA, 1436 nt
Organism: Asparagus officinalis (garden asparagus)
Lineage: Eukaryota; Viridiplantae; Streptophyta; Magnoliopsida; Asparagales; Asparagaceae
Product: inositol monophosphatase 3-like
Exons: 15
Coding region: 95-922 (275 amino acids)
Biological process (GO): inositol metabolic process; phosphatidylinositol phosphate biosynthetic process; signal transduction
Molecular function (GO): inositol monophosphate 1-phosphatase activity
Source: RefSeq, a predicted model, not a curated record
CUCUCUUUAUAAGUGAAGCAGCAUGACCAAUGACCGUGCUUUCUACUUUCUUUGAUCGUUUUCGGAGAGGGAGCGUGAAAAAAAUAGCGGAAAAAUGGCUGACAACGGUUCCCUUUCGGAGUUCCUCGCCGUCGCCGUGGAUGCUGCGAAAAGCGCCGGAGAGAUUAUUCGUAAAGGAUUUCACGAGAAGAAGAAUGUGGAGCACAAAGGACAGGUUGAUUUGGUGACGGAGACGGACAAAGCAUGUGAAGAUCUCAUUUUCAACCACCUUAAAAAAUACUACCCUGAACAUAAGUUUAUAGGUGAAGAAACAUCUGCAGCAUGUGGCACUUCUGAGCUGACUGAUCAUCCUACAUGGAUAGUUGACCCCCUGGAUGGAACAAUUAACUUUGUUCACGGGUACCCCUUUGUGUGUGUAUCCAUUGGUCUUACAAUUGGAAAGGUACCUACAGUUGGUGUUGUAUACAACCCAAUACUUAAUGAGCUUUUCACUGGCAUCCGAGGGCAAGGUGCUUUCUUGAAUGGGGAUCCUAUAAAAGCAUCAUCUCAAUCUGAGCUGGUGAAAUCCCUGCUUGUGACAGAGGUUGGAUCAGAGCGUGAUAAAUCCACUGUAGAUGCUGCCACUAAUGAAAUAAACAGCCUAUUAUUCAAGGUGAGAUCCCUUAGAAUGAAUGGUUCUCUUGCUUUAAGCCUUUGCAGCAUUGCAUGUGGUAGAACUGAUCUCCUUUGUAUGAUUGGAUUUGGUGGACCAUGGGAUGUAGCAGGUGGAGCGAUUAUUGUUCAAGAAGCUGGUGGUCUUGUUUUUGAUCCGAGUGGAGGAGAUUUUGACAUAAUGUCUCAGAGAGUUGCAGCUACAAAUGCCCAUCUGAAGGAUUUGUUUACAGAUGCAUUAAUGGAAUCAGGAAUUACUCAACAACCUUGAAGAUGUUGAUAUAGCCUUCGGAACGUUGGUACCUAGUUAUCUUGUAUCUUUCCUUGUUGACCGUGUCACUUGGAAUCAUAAAGAGGCAUUUCAUAUGUUCAAGAAGACGCACAGAUUGAAGCAGGCAAGGCACAAUUUGUGAAUGAAAAUAGCCGCGCAGUUAGCUGGCAGAACCCUUGAAUGAAUAGAACAUGUGUAAAUCGUUUUCCGGGCAUGAUACUUGUACACAAUACACCAUCGUACUCUCAUAAGAAAACAAUGACGUUAUAGAAACUUCCGAUCUAAUAGAAGUUUCCUCAUUUCGUAUUUUCUUUGCUCAACCUUGUUCGUUGCGACGGUUGGCAUGAAAAUGAUGUGUUGGCGCAUAUGCCACGAAAAAGAGCAUGUUCCAUGCCACUGCCAUGACAUGGCCAGGGUAUAUAAUUCCUCUUGAAAAAUGUGGCGUGGAUGGUCUUAAUGUGCUUUGUGGAUAUGCUUGUUUGCAGUAUAAUUUUUGUUCUUUAUGUUUUGUUUA